AUGAAUGAUAAAAAACCCUAUAAAGAACUUACCCAUUCAAUUUCUGUUGAUAAAACAUGGCUACCAAAAGAUUAUGCAAAACAUGUGGAUGAAUCAAUUUUAAGAAUUGAUUUUGUCCCGGAUAUUUUUCAGAAACAGGCUUUUUACUUUCUUAGUAGGCAUGAAUCUAUUUUUGUUUCUGCUCACACUAGUGCUGGUAAAACAUUAGUUGCUGAAUACGCAAUUUGUUUAUCUGAAAAGAAUAAUUUUCGAACAAUUUACACUAGUCCAAUUAAGGCAUUGAGUAAUCAAAAGUAUUAUGAUUUUAAACAAAAAUAUUCAGAUGUAGGGAUUAUUACUGGCGAUGUGCAAGUCAAUCCGACGGCGAAUUGUUUGAUUAUGACGACUGAAAUAUUAAGAAAUUUAAUUUAUAAAAACAAUGAUAUUUUACACAGCACAAGAUAUAUUGUUUUUGAUGAAGUUCACUACAUUAAUGAUCAAGAAAGAGGGGUUGUUUGGGAGGAAUGCAUUAUUAUGCUUCCUAAACAUAUAACUUUUAUUCUUCUUAGUGCAACUAUUCCAAAUGCAAAAGAGUUUGGUGAUUGGGUUGGUAGAACAAAAAGUAGGACUAUUUAUAUUAUUUCUACUAACAAAAGACCAGUACCUUUAGAACACUUUAUUUAUUCCGAUAGAGAUGUAUAUGCAAUAUCAGAAAAUGUUAAUAUACAGCAUAAGCUUCCAUCAAAUAUUAAGUCAAAAGUUGUACCAUAUUCGAAAAAAAAUACACCUACUGGAAGGUUUAAAGUUUUAGAGCUCGUAAAUUUUAUCAUCAGAAAGAAACUGGCGCCUGCUAUACUAUUUUGUUUUUCUAAAAGGAAAUGUGAAUUAAUUAUUGAAGAAUUAAGUAGCUUAGAUUUGACUACUGUUCAAGAAAAAAAAUAUAUUCAUGAAUUUCUAAAUAAGGCAAUUAACCAGCUAUCUGAAGAAGACCGGUUUUUACCACAAAUUGUUAAGGUAAAAAAGUUUGCAAAUUUAGGUAUUAUGGUUCACCAUGGUGCACUUCUGCCGUUUGUUAAGGAAUGUGUAGAAAUAUUGUUUUCUUUUAAUUUUGUUAAAAUUCUUAUUGCGACUGAAACAUUUGCAAUGGGAGUUAAUAUGCCCGCAAAAUGUGUGGCUUUUCUAACGCUUAGUAAAAUUGACGGGGAAACAUUUAGAAAUUUAACUAAUGGUGAAUACACACAGAUGAGUGGCAGAGCGGGAAGAAGGGGCAUGGAUAGGGUAGGAACAGUUCUUAUUGCUGAUGAAAAGGUUCCAUCACUUUUUACUAUUAAAAAAAUUAUUGAUGGAACACCCUUAUCUUUAAACAGUCAAUUUAAGUUAAGCUUUGGUUUAAUUUUAAUAGCUUUGAGAUCAAAUUUUAAAGUUGAAGAUUUAAUGAAAAAAAGCUAUAAAGAACAUUUUAAACAAAAAUCAGAACAUAAAGACAUGUUUAAAUUGGUGGAAUUAGAAAAGUUAAAAAUGAUAGAAUGUGAGGAUAUUGAUAUUUACAUUAGUUUGUUAAGAACUAUUAGCAAAAAUAAUUCUAAACUUUUUGCAAAGCAUAAGUUGAUUUCACAAAAUGACCUUGUUAUGCUUUUCAACAACGAAGUAGUUCGAAUUAAUAGUGUUAAUUCUGAUGGUACAUUUAGUGUAAAACAGAAUGAAAAUAUUAAUUUGAAUUUCAUGUUAUCGAAUUUGAAAAUUUCUAAAAAAUCACAUUUAAGUUCGGAUCUAUUGGUGUUUCCACACACAAUCUAUUUAAAUUCAAAUACUCGUGUUUGUAAAGUUUCCGAUAUUUUUUGCAUUUUAAAGGAAGGUAAACCUUUUUUUGAUUACAAUUUAAAAGACUUUGAAGAUUUUAUGCUUGAAAAAAAUAUAAAAGAUGCGUAUCUCAGAAUUAGUAAACUUAAAUGUAUUACAUGUUCUAAUUUUGUAGAACACUAUAAUUAUGCUGUUGAAUACAUUCUAGCACAAGAGGAAAUAUUAAGAAUUAAACUUAAAUACAGUAUUAAUAAUUUAGAUUUAAUAGAUGAGUACAAAAGCAGAAUUAAGUUUUUAGUUAAAAACAAAUUUUAUGAUGAGUCUGUAACAUUGAAAGGUAGAGUUGCUGCAGAGAUACGAACUGUAAAUGAAGUUUUAUCUACAGAAAUGAUUUUUGACAAUAAAUUUAAAAAUUUUCAACCAGAAAUUAUUAUAUCUCUUUUUUCUAGUAUGAUUUUUGAAGAAGAAAUGGAUGAUUAUGAUUAUUCUGUAGAUUUGAAAGAGGGAGUUUCUAGAUUAUUGUGCUAUUAUGAAAAUUUAUCAAAAGAUAUUUCUGAUUUAUUUAUUCCUCCUUUUAAGCCUUUAAAUUUUUCAAUGAUGCAGGCUGUUUUAGAUUGGUGUCGAAAAGAAUCACUUCAAAAUAUUGUUAAAAAUUACGGUGUAUCAGAAGGUGCGUUUGUUCGACUUAUUCUUAGACUUGACGAAUGUUGUAGAGAAAUGAUUAAUGCAACAAUUUUAAUGGGAGACAAGGAUUUAGAAAAAAAAUUUGAAGAAGCAUCAGUGCUUCUAAAAAGAGAAAUAGUUUUUUUACCGAGUUUAUAUUUGUAA
Vairimorpha ceranae is the source of this 2607-nucleotide messenger RNA. Its product is annotated as ski2 atp-dependent rna helicase. Gene Ontology annotation, cellular component: Ski complex. The transcript has a single exon. The record is from RefSeq and is a predicted model, not a curated record. The coding region runs from base 1 to 2607 and encodes 868 amino acids. Gene Ontology annotation, biological process: nuclear-transcribed mRNA catabolic process, 3'-5' exonucleolytic nonsense-mediated decay. Gene Ontology annotation, molecular function: RNA helicase activity; ATP binding; nucleic acid binding. Lineage: Eukaryota; Fungi; Microsporidia; Nosematidae.